This is a messenger RNA of Pseudonaja textilis, 2952 nucleotides long. RefSeq names its product elongation factor for RNA polymerase II (gene ELL). Gene Ontology annotation, cellular component: transcription elongation factor complex. Gene Ontology annotation, biological process: snRNA transcription by RNA polymerase II; transcription elongation by RNA polymerase II; positive regulation of transcription elongation by RNA polymerase II. The record is from RefSeq and is a predicted model, not a curated record. Lineage: Eukaryota; Metazoa; Chordata; Lepidosauria; Squamata; Elapidae. Gene Ontology annotation, molecular function: cis-regulatory region sequence-specific DNA binding.
GAUUCCCAAGAUGGCGGCGCUGGCUGAGAGGGGGUACGCGCUGUCCUGCGGGCACCUCGGCCGCGGCACACGAGUCUCUGUCUUCCACGUCAAGCUGACUGAAUCGGCCCUGCGAGCCUUCGAGGCCUACCAGGGACGCAAGGAUUCUGUGGGUUUGAAGCCAUCAAUCCAGUUUCAAGGAAGCCAAGGGCACAUCUCAAUACCGAGACCAGACUGCCCAACAGGAGUUCGGACAUUUUCCUUUUAUCUCUCUAAUAUUGGCAAGGACAGCCCUCAGGGGAGUUUUGAUUGCAUCCAGCAGUAUGUGUCCAGCAAUGGGAACAUUCAGCUGGAUUGCCUUGGCAGCAUCCAGGACAAAAUCACUGUCUGUGCCACCGAUGAAUCCUACCAGAAGGCAAAACAGAGCAUGGCCCUGGUGGAAGAAGAGACACGGAGCCGGGGUGCCAUUGUCAUCAAGCCUGGAGGGCGCUACAUUGGAAAGACCGUUAAGAUGCGUAAGCCUGCACCAGGGAUUUCCGACACCGUUCCCUCACGGAUACGCCCAACACCUGUCAACCUCGCCAGCGCCAUCAAGAAGGGCAACAGUGCCGUCUCCCAGAGGCCUUUCAAAGAUAGAGUGAUGCACUUGCUGGCUCUCAAGCCUUACAAGAAACCAGAGCUCCUCCUUAGGUUGCAAAAAGAUGGCCUUUCUCCGCAAGAUAAGGAUUCCUUGGACAGCCUCUUGCAGCAGGUUGCAAAUGUGAAUGCCAAAGACAGCACAUGCACCCUGAAAGAUUAUCUUUACAAAGAAGUGCAGAAGGAUUGGCCCGGCUACUCAGAAGGAGACCAACAGUUGCUGAAGAGGAUCCUUUUCCGGAAACUCUGCCAGUCACAGAAUCCCAGCUGCGUCCCUGAGAAUUCUGCUCCCAGUCCUCCAAGAGACACCACAAACGUUUCCACCUCCCCUCCCCAGAAGCGACCCCAGCCCCUGGACUUCAUUGACCCCCUCGCCAACAAAAAGCCAAGGAUCUCUCACUGUGCCCAAAGGACUCAGCCCACUUUCAAUGGCAAACUCAACUCCGCCAACGGGAAGGAGACCUCUUUGCCCACCAUGUCGGCGGCUGAUUCAGUCAGCUCUAGCUCUCUUUUGCCCACUCUGGAGCUACCUAGGCCUCAUGACCCGCUUGCUGACGUCAGCAACGAUCUAAACCAUAACGGUAAAGACUUUGAAAUGGCGGAGCCGGCCGAAAGGCGGACAGCAAACCGGUCGGCCGCAGACCCUGCCCAGACAAGCAAACAAAACUGUGUGGUGCACUCAAAAUCCAGGAAGAAGAAACACAAGGAGCGAGAGAGGAAGGAGGAGCAGCAACAGGUCCACGAGAAGCCAAACUCUGAACUAAAGAAGGGUCGCUCCAAAAUGAGCCCCUCGCAAGACAGUGCAGGUUUAAACAGGACAUGCAACAGCUCCAGUGUUCCAUCUUCUACUUCAGGAAGGCCAGACUAUUUGUUAAAAUACGGUGCCAUCUCUUCCUCGGAGCAACGUCAGAGCUACAAGAACGAUUUCAACGCGGAGUACGGCGAGUAUCGUGACCUGCAUGCUCGUAUUGAGCGGAUCACCCGGCGGUUCAUGCAGCUGGAUUCAGAACUGAAACAGCUUUCUCAGGGCUCAGAAGAAUACAAGAUUAUCCAUGAUCAGAUCUUGCAAGAAUACCGAAAAAUUAAAAAGACUAAUCCAAAUUACAGCCAGGAGAAGAACCGCUGCGAAUAUCUCCACAACAAACUGGCCCAUAUCAAAAAACUGAUAGCUGAAUACGACCAACAGCAGUUCCAGUCUUGGCACUGAGCCUGGGGGCUGAGUGAGACACCCAGAUGGACGUCAACCUGUGAACAAGUCCCACAGCGAAGGAGAAGUCACUCUCAACUUCCUGGGCUCAGUGACUCAAGGAUUUAAUCCCCGUGAGAAGUCCAUCACUGUACUGUACACACCCAGGAACCAAUGUGGCUUAAUCUCAGCAUUUUAAACUCUGUCUCUUCCCAGAUAUUAAAAACAAACAAGUUAAAGAAAGGAAAGUUUGCUUAUUCUUAGAUGACAGGAAAUGAAUCUUCCUCCCUAAGAAUUGACUAUUCUUAUUCUCCCCACACACCUCCCAAUGCAGGUUCAUUUUAGAGUCGGAAACAAAGGGUUGUCUGAGCUCUGUUGCAAAUUCUACCAGCUGGGGGAGGGGUGGGUGGGAGAGCUCAUGUUCCUGGUGUGGGGGAACAACUCCAUAUACAAACCUGUCUGUCCGCUGUCCAUUAAAUUCUUGCAUAACUCACUGCUUUCUUGUUUGUAUUUCUGCAAUCUCCCCCUUCCUGGCCAGGAUUUAGUGAACCAAUUGGGAGCCGGAUGCUGCUUUAAUGUCCUUAGCAUGGCUGGCCAUUGUCAGAGGAGCUUGUUCAACUUGUCCUGCCUUCUCUAUGCAGCAGCUUAGUUUUAUGAAUUGCCGACUGCCCAGACAGAAUCUGUAUCUGGGCAUUAAUUUUAACAGAAGGGAAUCUUAGAAUUGAGGCUUCCCUGUUUCUGUGAUCAAGACGAAGAGUCCUGUUUCACUGUGAAUGAUCCUCAGAUCUUUCUGUGAUCUCAUUUGGUGGGAUCCUUAACCCUCCCCCUUAUGUGGAGGGGGGGGGAGGCAUUGCAAAUUGUGGGUCUGAGCUUCCCCUUUUUUUUAAACUGAACUUCUCCAAAGGGAACAGCACAAAAUCAAAAGUCAUAGUAGAGAGGCUGCUUCGUUUCUGAAGAAUAUGUACAAUUUGUUUUUGUUUCCCUCUUUUGCUCGUUUUGCCAGCCACAAAAAUCAAGAGUUCAGGCAGAGGAUCAAAAAGCACAAUUCUGCAUCUGCCCCCUUCCCUUCCCCCCCACCACCCCCAAUUUUAAUUUUGUGGGUGUGAUUUUCCUCUUCUACAUCUGCUGGAAUUAAAAGUGGAAGGAAUGCA